Nerophis lumbriciformis (worm pipefish) is the source of this 2250-nucleotide messenger RNA. NCBI's taxonomy places the organism in Eukaryota, Metazoa, Chordata, Actinopteri, Syngnathiformes, Syngnathidae. The record is from RefSeq and is a predicted model, not a curated record.
AUGGAGAUCAACACCACCAAUGCCAGCCUCUUUCCACAUGGUGAUGGAAACCCUUUGGAUCCCACCGCUCCAUCAUCUCGAAUAUCCAUCGACAAGUUACUCCCGGCUCUCUUGAAGUGCUUUGGCAUCAUCCUGUGUGGCUACGUAGCCGGCCGAGCCCGCAUCAUCACAUCUAGUCAGGCCAAAGGGUUAGGCAACUUUGUGUCCAAGUUUGCUCUACCAGCUCUCCUGUUUAAAAAUAUGGUGGUGCUAGACUUUAGUAACGUCAUCUGGCCCUUCAUUUGGAGCAUCCUCAUAGCCAAAGCAUCGGUGUUUGCCAUCGUUUGUCUCCUGACACUGAUUGUUUCCAGUCCUGAAAGUCGCUACAGCAAAGCUGGACUCUACUCUAUAUUUGCCACCCAAAGCAAUGACUUUGCUCUGGGCUAUCCAAUUGUGAAAGCCCUAUAUGAACGCACGCAUCCAGAGUAUCUCCAAUACAUCUACCUGGUGGCACCUGUGUCGCUGAUGCUGCUCAAUCCAAUUGGCUUUGCCCUUUGUGAGGUCCAGAAAUGGAAGGAUCAGAGAGACCACCAGCAGGGCAAAUUUCUUGUUGCGUUACACGUGGUCCUCCACGUCUUCAAGAAUCCUAUUGUUUUCAUGGUCAUCAUUGGCAUCACAGCCAAUUUCAUCCUGUGUCAGAAGAUACCUUCUUUCAUGGAAGACUUUGUGGAUGGUUUGGCCAACUCUUUUGGAGGAGCCGCUUUGUUUUAUUUGGGUCUUUCCAUGGUGGGACAACUGAAUAAAUUAACCAGGGCCACAGUUGUGACACUGAUAAUACUCUUGACUGCAAAAUUGUUUCUAAUGCCUCUGAUUUGUAAAGACAUGGUGGAUGUUUUGGACAAGGCCAGCUUUUCGAACCACUCGAGCCUCUCCAACUAUGCCUUUCUAUAUGGAGUUUUCCCAACGGCACCCAGUGUCGCUAUUUACGCCGCAUUUUACAACGCACAGCUGGAAGUGGUUAUUUCUGGAAUGGUGAUCAGCACUUUGCUCUCAGCUCCAAUCAUGUUCACCUCCGCUUGGCUGCUCACCCUGCGCCGGAUGGAUCCUCGGCUUCUGAUGAACGCGUUGCAGGGUGUCAGCUUUGAUAUAAGCAUUGUCAGUUUAGUAGCAGUGUUGUGGACCAUUGCAGUCAUGUUUUUUAGUAAAAAGUUCAAGAGGCUGCCUCACAUGUUUUCAACCAACCUUUUCUUUGCACAGCUCCUUACUUGUUUUGGAAUGAUCCUGUGGAAAUUUGUGGCUAGAAGGGACAACUUUAUUGUUCAGAUCUUGUGUUUUGCAAUACUUUGCACAUCACUCUACUGCACUUACAUCUGGCCAGGCUUAAUUGCACUCGCUCUUGUUCUACUGAGAAGGUUUGACCAUCUGAUGGCAUCUUCUGGCAUGUUUGUCAUUGCAGGCUGGGGGAUCCCAGCAUUCAUAACUGCAGUGUUGCUUAUAUGUGGGGAAAAACUACCUGACACCAUAGACUCGUCACUAUUUUACAGCAAACCGCAGAUCAUCUGCAGCACAUUUGUGUUGGGCUUAAGUGUAUUACUAUUAGGGGGUUCCCUGGUGAUUCUCAGUCGAGGAAGCUGGACCCAAAAAGAAAGAAGUAGGGGGGGAAACACCUCUGUGGAAGACCUUGAAACUGAACAAGAUGAUGACCCUUUGUUGGUACCGGAAGUGCAUUUGCCAGAUGUCAAAAGAGGGUGUCUCAGGUCUGAUUGUGCACCAACCCAGUCCAUGCCUGACAUGAUCAUCAGCACUAAUAUGGUCCACACAGCAACCACACCGACAGGUCAAAAUGAGAAUGUCAGUGAUUCGACAAUUUGCCUUGUGUUCAGAGUUGAGGAGCUCCAUCAGGAUGAAGAUAGACACGUGGCCCGUCAUGUGCUCUUUUGUCUGCUUCUGACUGUCUGCUUGCUGGCCAAUUUGUCCAGCUGCCUGUGGCUGCUCUUUUACCGAGAUCCGGGUACACUUUACGUGGAGCUGCAGUUCUUUUGUGCAGUUGCCAACUAUGGACAGGGUCUUAUCUCCUUUGUGCUGUUUGGCCUGGACAAACAUUCGGUUAUAUUACCGAUUUGGAAGAGGCUACACAGACUGUGGUAUGGAAAGAAGGAAGAAGAGCAACCGCAAAGUAAUAUCACUGAGGACAUCAGAAUGACCUGCGCAAACUUCAUCGAACACCAUAGAGAUCAGUGUUUCAACGACAUUGUCAAGAAGAGAAGGUGA